ACGAAUUCGGUAAUAAACAUGUUUCUUUAUUGAUUUCUAGGUUAACACCAUUCUCAACAUCAGAAGAGGCCUCUAAGUACGGCCUGGACAUCGUGGUUCAAGAUGACGACCAAACUCUGGUGUCCGACGCAUCGCUCGCUUCUGGCGUCACCAAAUUGCAACCACUAUCACUGUGGGAUCAACUAUCCAAAUCGGUGGUGGUUGAAGGAAAUAAUGAUGUGAACUCGAUUCAUGUCAAGCGGACGUCAAAACGGAAAUGGCCCGGUAGCUUAAAUUGGCGGACAAUGAGUUUCACGAUUUCAAAGUCAGCACGAAUUAGUUUAGUAUCUAGAAACCUUCAAGUACCCAAACUUUAG
This is a messenger RNA of Acaulospora morrowiae, 356 nucleotides long. NCBI's taxonomy places the organism in Eukaryota, Fungi, Glomeromycota, Glomeromycetes, Diversisporales, Acaulosporaceae. The record is from the annotation of a GenBank genome assembly.